Messenger RNA from Penicillium argentinense, 834 nucleotides. RefSeq names its product exosome non-catalytic core subunit SKI6. The record is from RefSeq and is a predicted model, not a curated record. Gene Ontology annotation, biological process: nuclear mRNA surveillance; poly(A)-dependent snoRNA 3'-end processing; rRNA catabolic process. Lineage: Eukaryota; Fungi; Ascomycota; Eurotiomycetes; Eurotiales; Aspergillaceae. The coding region runs from base 1 to 834 and encodes 277 amino acids. The transcript has 2 exons. Gene Ontology annotation, cellular component: nucleolus; cytoplasmic exosome (RNase complex); nuclear exosome (RNase complex).
AUGCCGCUCGAUACCUCGACCACAUACCCUUUGACCCGGCUGCGCCUGGAUGGCCGCCGAUGGAACGAGCUACGCCUGCUCCAAGCACAGAUCUCGACCAACCCGGCCAGUUCUGGCUCAUCAUAUCUCUCCAUGGGCAACACGGCGAUCAUGUGCUCCGUUCAUGGUCCAGCUGAGGGCCGUCGAGGUGAAGCUACUGGUGCUGCUGGUAGCGCCGGCGCCAUUGUCGAGGUCGACGUGAAUAUCGCUGGUUUUGCUGGCGUGGACCGCAAGAGGAGGGCUGGAGGCAGUGACAAGUAUGUACAGUUUUCCCUACGCUCAAUCUCACAAUCCUCGCGCAUUGCGACGACGCUGCGCUCGGCUUUCCAGUCGCAUCUGCACGCCCAUCUCUACCCGCACAGCACGAUCAGCAUUCACGUAUCGGUUCUCUCGUCCGACGGGUCUCUGCUGGCGGCUGCGAUCAAUGCUUGCACCCUGGCACUGGUGGAUGCCGGUAUCCCCAUGCCUGGACUACUGUGUGGCUGUACCGCCGGAAUGAGUGGAAGUGCAUCUACGCCGCGCGACCCCCGUCAUGAUGAACUGGAUCCUCUUCUGGACAUGUCGGCCCCAGAAGAGCAGGAGUUGCCAUUCCUCACCGUGGGAACUACCACCGCUCUGCCCGUCGGCGAGAACAACAUGGACGAGGAGGAGGAAGAGAGCAAGGUUGCUGUACUGAACAUGGACUCCAAGCUCCACUGCAGCUACAUUGAGACGAUGCUGGCGGUUGGAAUGGAUGGGUGUGGCCAGAUCCGCGAGUUGUUGGAGGGGGUGAUUAAAGGCACCAACAGGGGAUGA